ACCAGCGCAGUAACAUCCUUGCGCAAGGACAUCUCUGUGCACUCGCAAGGAGUUAGUCCGAGUAUUUCGGUCUUUAAAGACUAUUUUAGUGUAAAUAUUGUAAAUUAGUAGGUUUUUCAAAUAAUGGGUCACCUCCAGUACCUCAUUGCGUGUGGUUUUGUGUUAAUUUUAUAUAUCCAACAAGGUGCAUCGAUUAGCUGCUUUAUAUGCAAUAGCCACGACGAUAGUAGUUGUAUGGGCGAUUUUCCACCAGACAAAUACAAGGUUGACUGUCCUGGAAGCAAUUACAUUUUAUGCAGGAAAAUCAAACAAGUUAUCGAUUUUGACGUUAACGGGCUCAAAGCGGAAACGAGAGUCAUAAGAAGUUGUGGCUAUUACAAUAAAAGUCAUACAAAUCAAUGCUACCAGCGCUCUGGAUUUGGUGGACGUCAAGAGGUCUGCGCAUGCCAAACCGACUACUGCAACACAAGUACCACACCACUAGUACCAAUUUUUGUUAUAACUGUGCUCAUCGCCGCCCUUCAAGUAUUUCAUUGAAUGUUACUGUUAUUAGUAAAUAGUGAUUAACUAGAUUUUGAAACUCCAUUUCAAGUAUGUAACGGUGCCUACUCAUCCGCCCUUUUAGUAUUAAUUUAAUUUAUAAAAACGUACUAACACACCUUUAGUAUUAUUAUUAUUAUCUUUACAAAUGAAUGUGAUGAACGCGGUUGAGUAGGUGGCCAAUUUUCAUUUUCCAUUCGACAAAGUAAAAACGCACAAACAAGACAUCUUUGUUUGGCGAGACAAUAAAUUUUGGGAAACAAAAUGGGAUGCUAGCCUUUCUGGUUGUGCGUUUUCAACUUUUUAAAGCUCAUCGAAAUUGCUCAUGUAACCCUUUUUUCUAGAUCGGACGUUAGCCGCAGCAAGGGAGUAAUUUUGUAUAUCAUUUUUUAUGUACGACUCGCAGCUUUUUAGCCAGUGUUAGUGUUAAUGACACAUCGUACUUUGUCAUUUUCAUUUUACUCACGUUAAACUAGAAUACACAAAGGGAAUAAUACUCAUAAAAUAAUAUGCUUAAUAUCAAUUGUUAAUAAUUAUUGAAAAAGUAUAGUCUUCAUGUUGAAUUAUAUUCAUAAACUAGCGUUAGGCUUAAUUAUAGAAUUUUAAUUAAUUCCACGACAUAGAUAAGCGAUUUAAAGAAAAGAUAGCGAUUAGUCCUAGAUAAGUUAUGUUGCCAAAAAAACGUCGAAAAAUAAUUAUGCUACAGCAAUAUGUUAUAUUCAAAAGUCUUACCAAGGAUAUUCGAUAUUGAUAGGUAAUUAUUUAAAAAAAAACAACCAAACGUACGAAAUAGGCACAAUUAAAUGCACAGGAAUGGAUCCGGUCGCCACAUUAUUUUUUUUAUUCUUCAAAUUUUUCUGGAUCCAUGUCUGCUCAAAAGUUAUGAAUAAUUACAAAAAAUUUACAUA
Molecule: messenger RNA, 1448 nt
Organism: Photinus pyralis (common eastern firefly)
Lineage: Eukaryota; Metazoa; Arthropoda; Insecta; Coleoptera; Lampyridae
Exons: 3
Coding region: 124-537 (137 amino acids)
Biological process (GO): positive regulation of voltage-gated potassium channel activity; sleep; regulation of synaptic transmission, cholinergic
Source: RefSeq, a predicted model, not a curated record